AUGAAUUUCUUUACUAAAACAUUAAGUACAUUCACUGGGAGCUCAAUACCGUAUACUUUCAAAGAGAAGAUAAUAGACGCGUCAGGAAAUGCUCCAACUUCCGCUUUACCUGAAGUAGAUAGAAGUUCCAUUUGGAAUAUAUAUAACGGCAUCAAUCCUAAGGAUUCAGCACCAGUUUCAAUCUUUGAGUUUAAUUUACGUGAACCAAGAACAUUAAAAUAUGAGCCGCUUGCUAGAAAUGCUUUUAAGAAGUUGAAAUUGAUCAAGUAUCCCGGAAUCAUCACAAUUCUCGAUUUCAUCGACAACGAUUCAUACUUGUAUAUAGUUACAGAAAGAGUUGUUCCGCUAGCAUUAUUCUUCAAUGAUCACAAACUAAGUCAAGAAGCAAUUGUUGCCGGCUUACACGAUGUUGAGAAAAGCUUGAAAUUUAUCAAUGAGGAGUGUAAUUCGCUACACGGUGGAUUGGACUACUACAAGUCAGUCUUUGUCAACUCCCAAGGUGACUGGAAACUCAUGGCGUUUGAGCUAGUCACCAAUUUACAAUCCGAUCCUGAUCAGCCUAUAUACAGGCUAUCACAAUACAUGCCGAAGCAAGAGGAUGUGGACUUUGAAUCGAUAAGACGCGACCCCACAAAAUUUGACUCAUACAAGUUGGGAAAUUUUGUAUACGCUGUGUUCAAUAAGGGAGUAGUGGACACUAAUUUCAAAAUCCCAGUAAAGCUUGUGGGGCCUACGAAAAGGUUACUAUCUAAACGCAACACUGUUGCACAGUAUUUGAAAGAAUUAGAAUCAUGGCAUGAACAAAAUGUGAUUAUUCGAUUAGGGCUGCAAUUAAAUGCACUAAAGUUUAUGAAUGAAAGUGAAAGACUUGAAUUCAUCAAACACGAGUUACCCCAAUAUAUUGAGGAAGAUGUGUAUCCACCUGGAUUUUUGGAUUACAAAUUGAUACCUGAAUUGAUUCAACAGUACCAACACUUUACUAAGGGAACAUCAACAACAGCGGCAUCUGGAACUGGAGCCGGAACUGGAACUGGAGCUGGAGCUGGAGCUGGAGUAGCCGCCAAACAGGAAACCCAGUCUAUGCUUCUUAACUUUCUUAUUCAAUUUGGAGCAAAGUUAUCACUCAAUGAGUUUACCAAGUAUAUAAAACCAAUUAUUUUCGAGAGCUUUGCGCUGAACGAUAGGGCUAUAAGGUUGAUUUUGCUAUCACACUUGCCGGAGUAUGAAAAGCAUUUAACGGACGCAGAUAUCCAAAAUAAAAUUUUUACACCAUUAGCAACGGGGUUUCAAGAUACAAAUUUCACUAUUAGAGAAACCACGCUCAAGUCAAUCACCAUUGUAAUAGAUAGGAUUUCCGUAAAGCAAGUCAACCAAGACCUAUUGCGUAUACUAGCCAAGUCGCAAAUGGAUCCUAAACCUUCUAUUCGUGUAAACACGUUGAUUUUGAUCAUCAAAAUAUCAUCCAAAAUUUAUGCAAACUCCAAAAAUAAUGUUUUGAUUACUGCUUUAUCAAAGUCACUUCGCGAUCCAUUUGUGCCAUGCAAAUUGACUGCAUUGAACGGGUUCGAAUCUUUGAUUGAUGAAUUUUCUUUGGAAGAAAUAUGCUCCAAAAUUUUAGGCCAGUUGGCAAUUUCUCUUAUGGAUAAACGGUCUUUGAAAGUGAGAACAAAGGCAAAGCAAGUUUUUGAAUUGUACUUUAAAUCGGUAGAAAACCAUGCCAACGAAUUACCCCAUGUGGAUGACGAGGACGAAGAUGCAGAAGAGCGAGAGUUUUAUAAGAAAUAUGCGCCUCAACAACAACAACAGAAGGAAGAGGAGGAGGAGGAGACCAAGCUGACCGUAAAGAAUGUAGCAAGUGGAUUCGGAUGGGGAAUGGUUAGCAAAUUCACAUCUCUUGGAGCACUAGCAGAGGGCAAGUUGAAUAAUGAUUUUAAUCGGUCAACGCCUGAUAUUGUUGGACAAGUAACACACACUACACAGAAACAGAUCCCAACCGUGUCACUGGGGCAAGCCACAAAUAAUGAUACUACCACCACCAGUGGCUGGGAUGACGAUUUUAACGACGACUGGAACAUGAAUGAUGAUGAUGAUGCUAAUGCUAAUGAUGAGGAUGAAGACAAAAAGGAAAUUCAAACAACUAUUGUAGAAAGCACAAAGAAGCUCAGCUUGGAUCGUUCAACCAUUACAAACACGAAGAAAACUUUGCCUAAAAAGACAUUGAAAACGACAUCUUCUUUGCGUCUUGGAGGUGCAAAUAAGGCAAGCAAGCCAAAAGUAAAACCAGUAUUAAAUCUUAAUUUGAAAGUUGAUGAUAAUAACGAUGAGGAUGGCUGGGACGAUGGGUGGUGA
Molecule: messenger RNA, 2349 nt
Organism: Lodderomyces oxycetoniae
Lineage: Eukaryota; Fungi; Ascomycota; Pichiomycetes; Serinales; Debaryomycetaceae
Gene: CEX1
Product: Cex1p
Exons: 1
Coding region: 1-2349 (782 amino acids)
Biological process (GO): tRNA export from nucleus
Cellular component (GO): cytoplasm
Source: RefSeq, a predicted model, not a curated record